GCAGGUGGCAAAGUGGAGCUGGACGCUGAUGCAGUCGAGAAAUUGAUGGUUAAUGUUGAGGAUUUCAACUAUGCUCUUGAAAACGACAUAAAACCGGCAUUCGGUCAUUCCGAUGAGGAACUAGAGAAGUAUCUUAUUGGUGGAUUCAUUUCAUGGAGCCCACAAAUCACUCAAAUUUUGGAACAGGGCGCUUUACUGGUGAAGCAAGUACGAAGUCCCGAUACGAGGGGCUUUGCUUCGGUUUUGUUAGCAGGGUCACCGAAUUCUGGUAAAACGUGUUUGGCGGCAAUGAUUGCGAAAACUUCCGAAUAUCCAUUUAUCAAGGUAAUCAGUGCCGAAGAUAUGGUCGGUUACACGGAAACAGCCAAAUGUGCAGUGCUACGGAAAGUGUUUGAUGAUGCAUAUCGUUCGCCGCUCAGUUGUAUUAUUGUUGACGGUGUUGAGAGAUUGUUA
This is a messenger RNA of Gongylonema pulchrum, 453 nucleotides long. Lineage: Eukaryota; Metazoa; Nematoda; Chromadorea; Rhabditida; Gongylonematidae. The record is from the annotation of a GenBank genome assembly.